Boeremia exigua is the source of this 2289-nucleotide messenger RNA. RefSeq names its product amidase signature domain-containing protein. The transcript is spliced from 3 exons. The coding region runs from base 473 to 2077 and encodes 534 amino acids. The record is from RefSeq and is a predicted model, not a curated record. Lineage: Eukaryota; Fungi; Ascomycota; Dothideomycetes; Pleosporales; Didymellaceae.
CGACUGAUAGACGCCAGGUCGAGAUAUGGCGAAGAAGAUAAUGCGUGGGCCAGUUUCGAGAUAGGAACUCCAGCAUGUUAUCUCGUAUCGCGAUACUGGCAACAGGGUUCGUUUUCGGGUUCCUUCAUUUGGUCAGCGGCCGCUGUCACACAGUCGUGAACGUUGCAACGGCGUCGCAACAGACAUCAGCAUCCGAGAGGUUUAAGGAUCGCCUCCGUAUCGGGAAUAACCACGCUCGAGCUGGUCAAUCACAGCGCGCGGGGUUCGGAUAGGCGAUCUGCGUAGACCAGCAAGAGUGGCGUCUCCGUCACCGACCGCGGCGAACAUGUACCGAAAGGUGGGGAGCUUCUGCCGGAUCAGAUAAUGUAGUCCAGUAGCUUACCUCCGAGGUUCAAGCUGCUUUAAAAGCUUCAGUCGACAUCGCAACGCUGCUGCUAUCAAUCAUCGGCGUUCUCAGAAUCGUGAAUAGACCAUGUCGGCGCAAAACUGGGAGAAGAUCGCCGAAGCGAAACAAGCGGCCCUGACGGCAUCAAUCCCGUCCGAGUAUCGCGUGCCGAAGGACCUCCUGCCACCAGACUCGCAACUCGACGUUACACCAUGGCCCCAGCAAUCAGGCUGGUUUACAGCAGAAGAGUUACAGAUCACUGGCAGCACCGCAUCAGACAUCCUGCAGAAACUUGCGUCGAAAACAUGGACGUCUGCAAAUGUAACCAAGGCUUUCUGCAAACGAGCAGCUGCAGCACACCAGCUUACCAAUUGCUUAAGCGAUGCAUUCUUUGAAGAAGCUAUUAGAAGCGCUACAGCUCUCGACGACCAUCUUCAGCGAACUGGACAGCUGGUAGGGCCGCUGCACGGUCUGCCGAUCUCGCUCAAGGACAACUUCAACAUCAAAGGCAAAGACAGCACCGUCGGCUUCACGUCUUUGGUAGACAAACCAGCCGAGUAUAAUGCUACUUUGGUUGAUAUACUGGAAGGACUCGGUGCGGUACGGUACUGCAAGACCAACGUACCCACAGCCAUGAUGAUCGCUGAAUCCGUUAACAACACAUUCGGCCGCACCGUCAACCCGUUAAAUCGUGCCCUCACUUCUGGUGGUUCAUCAGGCGGGGAAUCAGCACUCAUCGCCUUUGGAGGCAGUCCACUUGGAGUCGGAACAGACAUCGGCGGCAGUUUGAGAAUUCCCGCCGCGUGUACGGGUAUUUUUACACUUCGACCCAGCCAUGGUCGGUUCACGACGCAAAGAUGUCGAUCGGGGCUUGCGGGCCAGGAGGCUGUUAAAAGCGUCAACGGACCUAUGGCAAGAACGCUAGAAGACAUCACGAUGUAUUCAAAGGCUGUUAUUGAUGCAAAGCCAUGGCUACUUGAUCCUACGAUGCUACCUAUUCCUUGGCAGCCUGUAGAGCAAAAGCAAAAGCUCAAAAUAGCCGUCAUGUGGAACGAUGGGAUAUGUACGCCUACUCCACCUGUCACGCGGGCGUUGAAGGAGACAGUACAGAAGCUGAAGGAUGCCGGGCAUGAACUGAUUGAAUGGGACCCGAAGGAGCUCCACCCCAAGGCACUGCAGAUCCUGGGGCGCAUGUUUGUAGCAGAUGGCGGCAAGAGUGUCGAAGCCCUCCUGAACCCCACCGGUGAGCCAUGGCGACCAGAAAUGAAGAUGUAUGAGGAUGCUACGGAGCUGGGCACGCACGGCAUGUGGGGACUUCAUCUUGAACGUACUGAAUUACAGCGUCAAUACCUCGAGAAGUGGAAGUCUGUCGAUAGUCUUGAUGCCAUUUUGUGCCCAACAACACCGUACGCGAGCGUCAAACAUGGCGACUUCAAGUACGUCGGUUACACUGGUGUGUAUAACGUCGUUGACUACUCGGCCGUGUCUUUCCCCUGUGGCAUAUCCGCAGAUAAGGCUGUAGAUGCAGCUAUCACAGACUACAAACCACUCAGCGAAUAUUGCCAGGCUGCUUACGACAGCUAUGAUGCUGAGGCUGUGCAUGGGAUGCCGGUCAGCCUUCAGCUUGUUGCGCAGAGGCUGGAAGAGGAGAAGGUUCUUGCUAUGACAGCGACUGUGCUACAAGCACUUUAAAUCUCUUGCAGUACGACUAGACGAGGAUGAAAUACAAUGUUGAUAGCGUGGUGUUCGCUGUCGCAGCUACCCUGUCCGCGUGGCGAGAUGAAUUGUGGUGAGGCAAGUACGUCCAAUCUCAGUAAACAAUACAACCAGUCAAGCUGAACUUCAUUCCCUCGCACUCAUGAGACCACAUCCAUACCUUCACCAUUGCCUAUUCUUUUCGCCCC